AAGAAUGUUUUGAUACUCUCUGCCACCGUCCGUCCAACACAAAGAUGAAUUUUUCUUUGUUAGGGAAACACAACAUACAACUCGCCUAACACAAAUACGCCAAAUACGCAAUAGAGCUAGUGAGCUAGUGCAUAGAAAGCAUAAACAUAAACACGGAAAAUAAAUAAGAAGUAAAAAAGGCAACAGAAAAUUAAAUAAUUCCAAUUUUAAUGAACAAUUUCAAGGAAAUCUUCACAGUGACUUAGACGGCGAGACGAGAACGUGAGUGUGGUGAACAAAUAUGUCGUGGUUUAAUGUGUGGGAUGGGCUGAAGAAUAAGACGUGUCGUUAUUUACUACAAAGAUAUUUGGGACAGUUUCUGGAUGAAAAUCUGAAUUUGGAACAGCUGAAUAUUGAACUCUACAAUGGCAAGGCCACAAUCAAAAAUGUGUCGCUACGCGUUGAGACUCUUAAUGAGUUGUUGGAGGCACAGGGAUGGCCAUUGGAAUUUACAGAUGGGCAUAUAGGCCAGUUGACAUUGUCUGUGCCGUGGAACGCCCUGAUGACAAGUGAUAGUGCCAUAGAGGUAUCAGAUGUUGUACUGUGUAUUAGGCCCGUCAAACGGGAGCAUGAUGGAACCUCAAUGAUUGAAUCAAUGUGGUCAUCGGUUAGCAGUUCUUUACAACUCGCCGAGGAAUAUAUGCGUCAAGAAGAGAAUGAGUCAGAAGAUACGAAUGCCACACACACCACAAUAGGUGGUCUAGAGAAAUUCGCCGAGACCAUAGACAAUGUCUUGAAUCGAAUUAGGGCAAAGUUUACAAAUAUAACAAUACAAAUCGAACACCCAUUGGUGAGUACGCUCAAAGGUAUUGCGUUUAAGGUGCACCUGGAGGAGCUGUUGUACAAAAAUGAAACUGGCAAUGAGAAAAGUGCCACGACACAACAGCAGCAGCAACAACAACACCAGGGAAUAGACAGUGCCGCGGACAUCAUAAAUCGCAUACCCACAUACACAAAGCACAACAUAAGCUUGAGGGGUGCACAUAUUAACACACAAGAAUUGAAAUCGCAUUCCGAGGACUGUGGCAAUAGCAAUCAGCAAGAUAUACCCUUGCUACAGCUGAAUGGCGAACAAAGCGUCCAGGUGAAAAUAAAGCAGUCGGAAGAUGUAACAGGGCCAAAAAUCUACUUCUACAUCGAAUUAGGUGGUAUCUGUGGCAUAUGUUCGCCACACCAAAUUCAAAUGAUACUGGAGUUUAUAGAGGCAUUUACUGACGACCUUAACCCUAAAAAACAGCAGCAUUCCAAUGAGGUGGUGCAUGUUCCAGCAGAAUCUGCGGAAGGCUAUGAGAAUUUAUCAAUGGGAGGUGGUGGCAUGCUCAGCAAUCAAUCAGCAUGGAUAAGUGCAGACGAUCCUCCUCCACCCCAUCACAUACAAUAUGCGAAUGCCAUGCACAGGAAUCUACACAGUAGCCAAGAUAAAUACUGUGAAUCGUUAAGCUCUUCAAUGAGUUCACGUAGCACUCUAACCAGCGUAUCACGUUAUCAACGCAAACCCACAAAUUUGGAUUCAUCAGGGGAAAUUUCUAAUUUUGUGGUAAAGAUAGCGUCAUUUGUGUGGGUAGUUUUGCAGGAGGAUAUUUUGGUGGAAUCUGCAUCGAAUUACUAUGAAAGCCUGUACAAUGAGCAGAGUGUAAAUGAACAAACAAAUGUGUCACAAAAAUUUUUCGAACUGGUUCAACAGGUGGGGCCCCAUGAUCAGGAGUCGAGUGGUCAUCAAAAAGUAUUCUGCGACAAAAAUCACAUUUUGGUGCGCAUGCAACCUCUGGUGGCAGAGGGUAAACAGAAUCGUAACAAAAGUCUCUUACAAUUCAAUGCCACAGUGUCGGCCACCCAAUUGGACUUUUGUGAAGUCCUGGAGGGGAAGAUAACCGAAUUGUUGUCAUUCAAUCAGCGUAAACGCACACGUGAGGGCCAAGUUAGGUCGGAGUUAAAUCUAAACAUUAACUCCAUAAAUUCUAAUAAUUUCAAGAAUAAAUCAUCGACGACAGUCGGUUUUGACUUGGCUCCAUGCACAUUGGAAUUUGAUGUAUCUAUUAUAGAUCGUUUAGGUGCCUUGUUUGCUCAAACACCAACAAAGGCAUGCGCCAAGGCUCCAUUGAAUGAUAGUGAUGUUGCGGUUGGCACCAAUACCACCAUAAGUUUGAGCUGUUCCAAUUUGGAUAUACGUCUAAGAUUUCCUAUUAUCGAUGCAAAACCUGCACAUGAUCCGGAACGUAUUCCCUGGUGGAAACAAAAUAUUAGACCCGAUUUCCUACUACUCUCCCUGGAGCAAAUGAAUGUUAAAUAUUGUCUGAAUAAAGUGAAUUUGAGCUCGAAUGAAAUAAACAUAUAUUACUGUGAAGAAGAAACCAAAAAGACCCACAUCGUAAAUACUCGUGCUGAGAGUGGCAAGGAUUCCGCCGCUCUUGAAUAUCCCACUCUAUGCAUAGACAUAAAAGACAGCUAUGUCUUUGGCAAGGAUGAGGAACCGCGUUUGCCUUUUAGUUCGAAACGGAAUUGUCGCCAGAGUAGCACUGCCCAGCCCAGAAUGGAAUCGGAUGUAACUGAAACUAUUUUACUGCCAGGUGAAACUCAUGAAAUCAAUGAAUUUUGCCAAAAAUCGAUGGCCUCGUCAGUGAUUGGAAUACGUAUUAGUUUACCCAGCCUUAAUCUCUUUUUGGAAUCUAAGCAAUUGUUUGAAUUGUUGUAUAAUCGUCUGAACUCUGAUUUGUUUAUGUGGGAACCUUCGUCCCCCUAUUUGACCGGCACACCCAUGCAAGAGAAGAGUUUUUUGGGAAUGCAGAACUUAGGGCUAAUGGAUUCUGUUUAUAUUUCAGCAGUCCAGCAACCGGAUAAUGAUCCUUUUGCCGAACCAUAUGAACAGCAACAAAAGAAAACACAACAGCCAAUAAAUUACGCCGACAAUGAUGAUGACGAGGACGAUGGUGACGAUGAGGAAACCAAUGAUGAGGACGACGGUGGAUUAACAAAUCGCCGACGACGCAAACAGACAAAUAACUUUAAAUCUCUUUUAAGUUCCACAAAAGAUUUGAACACCCGUCAUGGCCACAGAUGUUCAGUGGAAAUAAAAGUAGGUAAAGCCACAGCCGCCAUCUUUGUACCCGUCCGUGAUUCUGAGAAUCAUAUAUUGCCCGAAGUUUUGGGUAAAUUUCUACUUUACAUCGACGAUUUGAAAAUAUUCAGUUUGACUGGCUACUGCGAUGAUCCCUGUUUGGCAUAUUUUUGUCUUCAGGUCAAUGAACUUGAAAUGUACCAUGGCGGUGUGGCGCCCAUGAACUCUCCUUUACGUUGUGAUAGUAAAGCUCACAUUGAAGACUUUAUGAAAGCCACAAUUUAUAAAAUACCCUUGGGACUAACCAAAGGCAUUAUUGGCCAGAAGCAAGGCGAACGCAGUGAAAUGGUCACUGUGGCUAUAGAAAUUAAGAAAAAUCUGCCACAACACAUAAAACGUCUGAAAAUCACGGCUGGCAUUAAAAAUACCACAUUGCGUUAUAUACUCAUGCCGCCCUCCUACUUUUGGCUUAAUCAACUUUUGGAUUUCCUCGAUGUCCUAGAUUAUCCCAUUGAAGGGUAUGAACCGUUCAGUGUAGUAUCCGAAAUGCAGUUACAUUUGUGGGAUUGUGCCAUUGAUUUUCGUCCCGACAACUUUGCCUAUCGUGCGGUGCUAGAGCUAUUCUAUUUCUCGGUGAGCAGCAAUAUUAUAUCCACCAUGACGGGUUGUAACUUGCGAUUCGUAUUGGAAGAAUGUGUCUUCUCCAUUGCUCCCCACGAUACCACGAAGGUGCUUCCCUGCAAUCGUGUAACCUUUAUUGAUGCUAGCAAUAUGGUACCCGUUUUGGAUUUUGGUCUGUUGGAGAUAUCACUGCGCAUCAGUGGUGAAACAACGGAGAAAUAUCCUAGAUUAGAUCUCCGAUGUUCCCUGCAAGAUGUCCACUUGCGGACGUGUUACGACUCGGGCAGUGCGUUUGCCCAAUUAAUUGGCUAUAUAGCCAAUAAUAUAGCCAAAGAUGAAGAGGCCAGUGACAAGGAAUCCUUACAAUCUUCAUUGUGUUCAGAAUCAGACUUACUUUUGGCAGAAUCACAAACAUGUGCAGAUCUCUGCGAUCGCCAUCAAGAACGUGUUAAUCAACUAAUGGCGGAGGCCGUAAAGGAUGGUGAAGAUGUUUUACAGGCCAGUGAAAUGUCAACAUCAUCCACCACAACAAUUCACCCGAAAGAAGAUGAAUUGAAAUUAUUCUAUUUUCCUGAUGAGGCCUCGAAAGAUGUGUCCGCAACUCAAUGUGUAAAACACGAAUUUGAUAUGCCAUGUACAUCUUCAAGCGGUGCAUUAGGCGAACCUUUGCCGCUAAUCAAAGGUGAUUUUGGUGUUGUAUCUGAAAAAAGUUCGGCAAAAGAAUUACAAAGUCAAUGUUCUUCCGAGGAAGACUAUUGCUUUAUUGUGGGCGAAGAACGCGUGGAAUUGGAUUUCGAAGAUAUUAAAGUGUCCGAAGAUCCUUUGCGCAUUGUCGACAAUCAUUUUGGCUUGCCAUCCUCGCAUAAUGAUAUUUUAAAAGCUCCUCCCACAUUUCCGCAGGCUGAUCUUCGUUACACAUUAUGUGAAAUGACGGUAACCUGGCAUCUAUAUGGAGGACAUGACUUUGCACAAACUCUCGGUGGCAUAGCAAACACAUCCACAGCGCCGGCUGAGACAGCUCCCAUGUCUGAGGCCUAUCGUCAUGGUGUUUCAAAUGCCAGCAAUCAAUGCCGGCCGCAGUCGACCAAAAAACCCAAAGAGAAAUUAACCUGGAAAUCUAAGGGUGGUGAAAAUCGUAACCACGAAGUACUUGUUGAAAUCCAACUCAGCAAAGUGGGUUUCUCUUACGAACUGUAUCCCCUGCAAGCGGCAUAUGCUUCGCGACAGGUAUUCCUGGUAAAUGAACUGGAGAUAAGGGAUCGCCUACAAACUUCGGAGAUCAAUAAAUUUCUCUACAAUGCCAAUAGCAGCAAUUUCUCUAAUCGGCGCAUGAAACAUAUGGUGGUUGUUAAGUGUUUGCAUGUCCGACCGAAUCCUGAACAAAGUCCAGCACAAGAAUGCUCUCUAAAGAUAUCCCUUUCACCACUGCGUUUGCACAUAGAUCAAGACACCCUGGAAUUUAUAACUGAUUUCUUUACCAGUUUUGGUAAAAAUUGUGACAAUGAUAAACCCGAAGGGGAAAAGUCAAAAACGCCAGCGCCCCCACCCACAGCCACUCUGUGUAGUGAGCUUGAUUUGCCGGAAGCUGUACAAGACCUACGAGCCAGGCGAAUUGUAAAUGAAAAUUUAGCCAUACUUAUCGAUGACACCCAAUCGGAAAGCAAUACAAGUCCAAAGAAAUCCGCAAAACAUUCUCCGCCUACAGAUUCUUCACCGACCUAUUUCCGUGAAAUAAUUUUCAGUCCUGACAUUUCCAUAUGUUUCGAUUAUCAUGGCAGGCGUGUGGAAUUGUCCAAGGGCCCAGUGGCUGGUCUACUCAUGGGGCUGGGUCAGUUGCAAUGUUCCAAAAUAAUUCUACGUAAGAUAGUGUAUCGUCGUGGUUUGCUGGGUUUUGAAAAAGUAUUCAAUUACCUCUGCAAGGAAUGGCUAAGGGAUAUCAAACGCAACCAAUUACCCAAGAUAUUAAGUGGUGUCGGACCCACUUAUGCCUUUGUGCAACUAUUUCAGGGUAUCUAUGAUCUUUUCUGGCUGCCCAUUGAACAUUACCAAAAAGAUGGCCGAAUCAUACGUGGGCUCCAGCUGGGUGCACAAAGUUUCAGUGCUCGCACCAUAUUGGCUGCUUUGGAAAUUACAUCGCGGCUCAUACAACUGCUGCAGUUCACUGCAGAGACAGCCUUCGAUAUGGUGUCGCCCGGUCCAUCGGUAAGGCAAUUGAAACGAUCUAGACGUGGCAAUAAACGGCGUCCACAUAGACCCAAAGAUAUACGUGAAGGUGUUGUGAAUGCCUAUCAAAUUGUCAAAGAUGGCAUCAACGAUUCGGCCAAUAAUCUCAUAGAGACGGCCGUUGCUGAACAUGACCAAAAAGGUUUAACCGGUGCUGUUGGAGCUGUUAUGCGUCAAGUUCCGCAACUGGUAGUGUGCCCGGCCGUCUUAGCCACCCAGGCAACAACCAAUAUAUUGGGCGGUGUGAAAAGUUCACUGGUACCUGAAUCGAAGAUUGAAGCGAAAAAGAAAUGGAAAGAUGAGAAUUGUUGAAGGAUUUAACUAUUAGAAUCGGCAAGGACAAGUGAUUAUGGAACCUUGGGCAAUGUUUUGCAAUAAAUGUGGAAAUGAAUGGACACAAGUUGCUGGUGAUUUUUUUAUUAUAGAAUGUGUAAUUUUACAAUUAUAUAUGAUUAAAUACAUAAAUAAAACAUACAUAUAUAAAUAUAUACUUUAGAUUGUAAGAGAAAGAGAGAACAAACCAAGUAACAUGUAAUAAAGUUGUUAAAUUUUUUAUUCAAAUAAA
Messenger RNA from Musca domestica (house fly), 6503 nucleotides. RefSeq names its product autophagy-related protein 2 homolog B. The transcript has a single exon. Gene Ontology annotation, molecular function: phosphatidylinositol-3-phosphate binding. Gene Ontology annotation, cellular component: extrinsic component of membrane; phagophore assembly site. NCBI's taxonomy places the organism in Eukaryota, Metazoa, Arthropoda, Insecta, Diptera, Muscidae. The coding region runs from base 281 to 6250 and encodes 1989 amino acids. Gene Ontology annotation, biological process: autophagy of mitochondrion; autophagosome assembly; reticulophagy. The record is from RefSeq and is a predicted model, not a curated record.